Molecule: messenger RNA, 2136 nt
Organism: Carassius carassius (crucian carp)
Lineage: Eukaryota; Metazoa; Chordata; Actinopteri; Cypriniformes; Cyprinidae
Gene: clmpa
Product: CXADR-like membrane protein
Exons: 7
Coding region: 378-1547 (389 amino acids)
Cellular component (GO): cytoplasmic microtubule; membrane; cell surface
Source: RefSeq, a predicted model, not a curated record
CCAGUAGUCAUCUAUCUACAUGUGUCCCGUACGGAAAUCUGCAAAGGAAAGUGUUCUCCUUUAACUGCAGAGGUCUCCCCAUCCCCUCACACACCUUUACCAGCCCGUGGUUCCUUCCUUCACAGAGCAAGAGGCGGAGGAGAGGACGGAGAUCGUAGAUACGCAUCCUAGUUAAAGUCAAUGAGAACUUCUCUUCGGAGGAAACGGGCGUUUGUGAAGGAGCUUCGUGACGUUUGGAGAUGCUUUUGAUGGUCUCAGUCGGUGAUAUAGCUGCGUUCAUGGUCAGAACAAAACCAAGAGACCAUUUCAAUGACUCAAUGUGCUCGUUUUGAGGAGCAAAGGAGACGUUUCUGUAGGAUUCUCAGUCCGGAGACGUGAUGUCUGCCAGCGCGCGUGCCCUGCUCUUAGUAUUGCUGAGUGUGCUUCAGGCAAAUGGCCAGACAGAGAUGAAGAAGGUGGUUGGAGACAACGCCACACUGCCGUGCCAUCAUCAGCUGUGGCAAGCCGACAUCUCCCUGCUGGACAUCGAAUGGAUGCUGCAUAGAUCCAGCUCACGGCAGAAUGUGGUGAUCACAUACUCUGGCGGUAGGAUCUAUGACACCAACGAAAACGAAGCUAGGCGGCUGUCCCUAGCGGGAGACUAUCUAAGAGGCGACGCUUCACUCUUGAUCAGUGACCUCUCACUCAGCGACUCCGGAGAAUACAUCUGCAAGGUCAAGAACGGCGGGAAGUACUACUGGAACACAGUCAAACUCAUUGUACUCUUAAAGCCGUCUAAACCACGCUGUUGGAUGGAAGGUCGUCUGCUGGAAGGAAGUGAUGUCAGACUGAGCUGCAAGUCCACAGAUGGUUCUGACCCAAUCAGCUACAAAUGGGAAAGAGUCUUAGACAAUGGAAAAUAUGUCGGCAAGCUGCCACCUCUGGCCCUCAUAGAUCUGAAGAACCCUGAGAUUGUGACAUUGAAGAAUCUGACUAGGGAAAGUGCGGGUGUUUAUAAAUGCACUGCCAGCAAUGAUGUCGGAGAAGAAAACUGCACUUUAGAGGUCAAAGUUCACUAUGUCCGGGGUAUGGGUGUGGUGGCUGGAGCUGUGGUGGGCGUGUCCUUCGGCGUUCUCCUCAUCAUCCUUAUUGUCUGGCUUGUUUUCCGCAAAAAAGAGAAGAAGAAAUAUGAAGAGGAGGAAGCACCCAAUGAAAUAAGGGAAGAUGCAGAGGCUCCCAAAGCCAAACUGGUGAAGCCGAACUCUCUCUCCUCCUCCCGAUCUGGUAGUUCUCGCUCCGGGGCCUCCUCCACUCAGUCUAUGGUGCACAACAGCGCCCUCCGUGCGCCCAGGCCUCGACUGCCUGUCGUGGCUGCCCUUAAGGAAAGCGGGCAGCCCGAAAACUUCCCCCCGGUUCCACCGCCGUACAACCAUGUGGUCCCCAAACCUCCGGAGCCCAGCAGUAGCCCCAAAGCCAUCCCGGCCAAACUCAGCCCUGGGAACCUGGCGAGGAUGGGCGCAACACCAGUGAUGAUUCCCGCCCAAACCAAGGCAUUUCAGACUGUGUAGGAAUAAUAAAUGCCCUAAACAUACACACAAACAGAUAAAUACACACACUGCACUCCACAUCUGGUAUCAGGAACAUUCACAAAGGAUUUCCCAUUCCCUGCGGAAAACCCAGGUGGUCAGGCCUUUUAAAUCAGCAGAACCGACUCUGUUGGAAAAUAAAUACUUUUGUUGUUUUUAUGUGCACACUGAAAUGGAAGAAGACUCCUUGUGGAGUGUAAAGGGUAAAGACAGAGGAAAAAGGGGGGGGGGGGGGGGGGGGGUUGGUUGUGGAGGGCUGUGCCUUGCGUUAUGAUGAUGGUUUGAGCAAACAAAAGAGGCAGAAAUGAACAGAGAUACAACUCUGCCUUUACCCAGAGAGACAGCCUGUCUACCUGACCGCAAACUUCCUGUCCUUUCUUGGUUUGAACUGACAGAUACAGAACUGGAGAAGAAACUCACAAAAGCGGACUCUUUCCGGCACCUGCUCAUCUGCCCCUACAAGGAUUCACAUCUGCCACUCAAUUCCUCAGCCAAUCGGCAUUCGACAGGCGGCCCAGUGGGCAUCACACAUCAAAAGCCAAUGGCAGGUCACCUGCUGGGCACAGACACU